Miscanthus lutarioriparius is the source of this 414-nucleotide messenger RNA. The record is from the annotation of a GenBank genome assembly. NCBI's taxonomy places the organism in Eukaryota, Viridiplantae, Streptophyta, Magnoliopsida, Poales, Poaceae.
AUGUCGGGCCCGUACCUAGAGCUGUGCGUGGGCGAGCUGGCCCAGCGGCUGCUGGAUGUCCAAACGUUCAUCGCGUCCGCCACGCUCAACCAGGGCGCGGCCAAGAUCGCCGGCGCCCCGAGGCAGGUGGACGUCAAGGCGCUGGUGUCCGUGGCGCUGGAGGUGGCCUCGGAGGUCGGCGCCGUCGCCGUGUCCAUCUUCAAGGACAAGCUCCAGGGGUUCAACACCAGCGUGCCGGAUUCCCACUGCCUCGGCAACUGCAGCGUCAGCAUGCGCCGCGCCAUGCAGAAGCUUCCACGGCGCCAAGGCCGUGCUGCACUCGGGCGACACGCAAGCACCGCCACCGCUGCCGCCAAACGUGUAGACGAGCCGUCGCUGCCGCACGGGCCGAAUAGCGGCAUGCCGACGAGCUGA